Sphaeramia orbicularis (orbiculate cardinalfish) is the source of this 917-nucleotide messenger RNA. RefSeq names its product small nuclear ribonucleoprotein polypeptide C (gene snrpc). The record is from RefSeq and is a predicted model, not a curated record. The transcript is spliced from 6 exons. Gene Ontology annotation, biological process: mRNA splicing, via spliceosome; spliceosomal snRNP assembly; mRNA 5'-splice site recognition. Gene Ontology annotation, cellular component: U1 snRNP; nucleus. Gene Ontology annotation, molecular function: zinc ion binding; pre-mRNA 5'-splice site binding. Lineage: Eukaryota; Metazoa; Chordata; Actinopteri; Kurtiformes; Apogonidae. The coding region runs from base 57 to 503 and encodes 148 amino acids.
GGAACACCUUAAUGUGAACACUAGAAUCGCGCUUCCGGCGGAGAGCGGGGUGAAACAUGCCUAAGUUUUACUGCGAUUACUGUGACACAUACCUCACACAUGAUUCGCCUUCGGUGAGGAAGACCCACUGCAGUGGUCGCAAACAUAAAGAAAAUGUGAAAGAUUAUUACCAGAAAUGGAUGGAGGAGCAGGCUCAGAGCCUUAUCGAUAAAACAACGGCUGCUUUUCAACAAGGAAAGAUUCCUCCUACACCUUUCCCCGGUGGCCCUCCCCCAGGUGGUCCUCCACGUCCAGGCAUGCUGCCAACACCACCUAUGGGAGGACCUCCUAUGAUGCCCAUGAUGGGACCCCCACCACAUGGGAUGAUGCCCGGUGGACCUGGAGGCAUGAGGCCACCGAUGGGAGGACCCAUGCAGAUGAUGCCAGGACCACCACACAUGAUGCGUCAUCCUCGUCCGAUGAUGAUGCCAGUGAGGCCUGGCAUGAUGCGACCAGACAGAUAAGACGGUGGAUUUUCUCUGCUCUUUGUUGCCAUGAACAGACACAGUUCUAGUGAGGACACUUGGGUUAACAGUUGGAUUUGUUAGUAUAUAUGGUUUUUUUAAGACACAGAUGUCCAAUUCAACCUCCAGCAUCAUCCUCAAUGUAAUUGUCCUUUUUGUAUAAUUACUUUCUGCCUGGUAUUUAUUACUAUAAACAUCAAGCGAGUUAAUUCCAGAUCCUUAUUUUAAAGACUUUUUCUUUUUUAGUUAAAUCUCUUGCACAUCAGUGUCUCUUUCUGACACUGUUCAACACGCAUCUUAAAGAGCAGGUUGGGUUUAGUUUUUUUUUUUUUUUUUUUUUUUUACAUUUUUUGUUGGUGUUUUCAUUGUAUGUCAUUCAUUGCAUUGUUUUGUGAAAUAAAACAGUGAUUUUAA